This is a messenger RNA of Mirounga angustirostris (Northern elephant seal), 1582 nucleotides long. It is a transcript of the gene ALKBH6, whose product is annotated as alkB homolog 6. Gene Ontology annotation, cellular component: nucleus. NCBI's taxonomy places the organism in Eukaryota, Metazoa, Chordata, Mammalia, Carnivora, Phocidae. The record is from RefSeq and is a predicted model, not a curated record. The transcript is spliced from 9 exons. The coding region runs from base 715 to 1386 and encodes 223 amino acids.
GAGAUCUGAGGAGACUCAGAUUGGGGGCACAUGGGUGUUGAGAAUGGGGCAUCUGAAAGGGUUUGAGGCGGGAAGAGGGUGCGUGGUGACUUUGAAUAUUGUUAGACAGCCAGACUCAUGGUUGCUUGGUAACCUGAUGUUGUUAGGAUGGGAUCUCAAACUGUUUGAAGGGGCUUUGGGUGCAGCCAUGGAAGCUAUGCGUGGAGCUCUUGAGAAUGGCUCCCAGUGAGGUCAGAGGAUGUUCUCUGUGAGAGCCUUAAGAGGGCAAAAAUGUGUGUAGUUUGAUGGGCCGUUGUGGAUGGAGUUUGGGGCAGUGGGUCAGCGUUCUGGGUGCACUGUGCCGGGUGGCUUUUGAGAUGCUGAGGACUCGGGUUUUAGAAACCAAGACUGGGUGCAUGGAGUUGGUGUCGAUGGAGGAUCAGGACGCCAGGGUUCCAGCCCUGGAACCAUUCAGGGUGGAGCAGGCACCACCUAUAAUCUACUAUGUCCCUGACUUCAUCUCCAAGGAAGAGGAAGAGUAUUUGCUUCGACAGGACCUGCUGGGGCCUGUCAGAAAGAGCCUUUCCCAGGAGGCUUAGGGGAAACCAAAGUGAUUCUUAGAAAGAGAGAGGGAGAGAGAGAAUCUCAAGCAGACUCCCCGCUGAGCGUGGAGACUGACGCAGGACUCCAUCUCAGGACCCUGAGAUCGUGACCUGAGCCAAGAUCAAGAGUCAGAUGCUUAACCGACUGAGCCACCCAGGCACCCCACAGAACACAGACUCUUGUGCUGAGGUCUUCAAUGCCCCAAAGCCAAAGUGGACCCAGCUCUCUGGGAGGAAGUUACAGAACUGGGGACCCCAUUGCCCUCUCCCAGGUGGGCUCCCCCAUCCCCGGGGGAUGGUUCCUGAGCGGCUUCCUCUGUGGCUCCAGCGCUACGUGGACAAAGUAUCUGACCUCAGCCUUUUUGGGGGUCUCCCAGCCAACCACGUCCUUGUGAACCAGUAUCUGCCUGGGGAGGGCAUCAUGCCCCACGAGGACGGGCCACUCUACUACCCGACCGUCAGCACCAUCAGCCUGGGCUCCCACACCAUGCUGGACCUCUACGAGCCGCGGCAGCCAAAGGAUGAUGACCCUGCAGAGCAGCCCCGGUCCCCGCCCCGGCCAGCUACCUCGCUGCUGCUGGAACCGCGCAGCCUGCUGGUGCUCCGAGGCACCGCCUACACGCGCCUCCUCCACGGCAUCGCGGCUGCCCGCGUGGACGCGCUGGACGCCACCUCCCUGCCGCCCAAUGCCGCCGCCUGCCCGUCGGCGCGGCCCGGAGCCAGCCUGGUGCGGGGCACGCGCGUCUCGCUGACCAUCCGCCGCGUGCCCCGCGUGCUGCGCACCGGCCUCCUGCUCGGCAAGUGAAGCCAGGCGCCCGGCCCGCUCGCAUUCCCCGGCUCUGCGCCUCUUCCCUCCAGGCAGCUGCGACCCUGUGACCUUGGAACCCUUGGGCCGAGGCGGGAGACCCCCCUUCCCCCGCCGCGGGUUAUUUAUUUUCCCUGUAACUUGGUGGAAACUAAAGGAAGAGGUUGCAUUUCAAAUAAACCAAUAAAAAUCUCUC